AUGCAUAACCACCCGACGGAACCCCUCAAAACCCUGAUAGACUCUGGCGCAACAUCCAAUUUCAUAUCACCCGCCAUAGUUGAAAAAUAUAAAAUACCAAAAACCCUACUCAAAAAUCCACGAGUAGUGAGAAUGUUGGAUGGUACAAUAUCCCAGACUGGUCGCAUAUGGCACCAGGUACAACUCACGGUCUUGGCCAACGGCCAUCCCCAUUCCGUCCCCUUCCUAGUCUGCCCUAUUGGCAAUACCCCAGCUAUACUAGGCAUGACAUGGCUCACCCAAGAAUCCCCACUCAUCGACUGGUCCUCUGGCGUAAUCUCAUUCCCAGACCAAGCCAAAAUUGCAUCCGAAGAAGAGGCCAAUCCAGACCCAUUAGCCAAUUUACCUGAGCAAUACCACGAAUUUGCUCAAGUCUUUGGGGAAGAAGAGUUCAAAGUCUUGCCCCCCCAUUGGGAGUAUGAUAUAGCCAUUGACCUAUUACCAGACGCCAAACUCUCACCUGGGCCCAUUUACGGCAUGACGGACGCGGAAUCCAAGGCACUGAAACAACACAUUGAUGAGGAACUGGCAACGGGCAAGAUCUGCCCUAGUACCUCCUCGGCAGGUGCCCCGGUCAUGUUUGUAAAGAAGGCAGACGGAUCCCUCAGGCUAGUCGUUGAUUACAGAAAACUGAAUGACGUUACCCAUAAGAACGUAUACCCUUUACCAAGACAGGACGACCUCAUGGCUAAACUCAGAAACGCCAAACUGUUCACUAAACUGGAUUUGCAAUGGGGGUACAAUAACGUCAGGAUCAAGGAAGGAGAUGAAUGGAAGACGGCGUUCAGGACUAAAUAUGGGCUAUUUGAAUAUUUGGUUAUGCCAUUUGGUCUCACUAAUGCCCCGGCCGCCUUCCAACAUUUUAUGAACGACCUAUUCCAAGAUCUCAUUGACGUCACAGUGGUCAUUUACUUGGAUGAUAUCCUGAUUUUCUCAGAAGACCCUAAGGAUCACCCUACCCACGUCAGGGAAGUUCUGUCUUGGUUAAUGAAGAACCAGCUAUUCUGUAAAUUGUCCAAAUGCCAUUUUCACAUAACCACGGUUGACUACCUAGGAAUUGUCAUCUCACCUGCAGGAUUCUCCAUGGAUCAGAAGAAAAUCGAGGCAGUUACGUCAUGGCCUACCCCCAAAACAGUCAAACAGGUCCAAGCCUUCCUGGGUUUUGUAAAUUACCUCCGCUGGUUUAUUCCCAACUUCAGCUCCGUCGCACGCCCUCUACAUAAUCUCACCAAAAAGGAAACCCCUUGGUCAUGGGGUAACCUGGAGGAAGCUGCCUUUCAGGAACUAAAAACCCUUGUCACCCAAUCACCAGUCUUGGUCCAUUCCAAUCCAGGACUUCCUUAUUACCUGGAAACAGAUGCAUCAGGGGUAGCCAUGGGAGCAAUUCUUAGUCAAAGAGGAGAAGAUAACCGCUUACAUCCAGUGGCUUACAUGUCUAAAUCCUUCUCUGGCGCUGAGGCUAAUUAUGACACCCAUGAUAAGGAGCUCCUAGCCAUAAUCAAGGCGUUAGAAGAAUGGCGGAUCUUCCUAGAAGCAACGGACAGACCAAUCCAGGUUUUCACAGAUCAUAGGAACCUGGAAUAUUGGAUGCAGGCACGGACAUUUAACAGAAGGCACGCGCGUUGGCGGAUUUUCCUGAGCGACUUCAACUUUGAGAUCCACUAUCGCCCAGGGAAACAAUCAGGGAAACCGGAUGCUCUCUCCAGAAGGUCGGAUUACAUUGAUAUGACACCAGAGCCAGAAGUCAUGUUGCCAGCAGAAGUCUUUGCCAACACGUCAGAAGAAGAACUGGAAAUUGCCACGGAGAUCCGCGCCAAGCUUAGGGAGGACCCAUCCCUUGAUCCCAUUAUCCAAUUCCUCACAGAAGAUGCGGACAACGCUCCCCCCACAAUUUGUAAGGCAUACAGAGAUUAUGACUGGGAAGAAGACCUCCUCUGGUACCGCGGUAAACUAGUUGUCCCAGACUCGGAAUCCCUGAAGGAACGACUCCUCAAGGAAUUCCACGACUCACCCCUGGCAGGGCACCCUGGACAGCAAAGAACCCUUGAGCUCCUAAGCCGCAACUACUGGUGGCCGGGUAUGAAGUCAUCCGCCAAGGAAUGGGUAGAAUGUUGUCCCACCUGCCAAGCCAAUCGCCGCGCUCACGCCCCUGUCAUUGCCUUGAAACCCUUAGAAGUUCCCCCCUUCCCGUUCCACACAAUUUCCUACGACUUCAUCACAGGAUUUCCCAAGUCUAACGGGCACGACGCAAUCUUAGUAGUAAUUGACUCCUUCUCCAAGUUUGGGCAUUUUAUCCCAACUUCCAAAAAGGUCACCGCAAAGGGUCUUGCUGACUUGUUCAUCACUCACGUCUGGAAACUCCAUGGUCUACCUGUCAAAACCAUCUCAGAUUGGGGAACUACCUUCACAGGAAAAUUCUUAAGGGCAUUAUAUCAGCGACUUGGGGUCAGACCAGCAUUCUCCUCGGCUUACCACCCAGAAUCAGACGGACAAACGGAAAGGGUCAACCAGUUUAUCGAGUUCUACCUGCGCUCAUACGUUGCAGCUGACCAUUCUGAUUGGGCCGCGUGGCUACCAUUGGCAGAAUACGCAUACAAUAAUGCCAAACAUGCAGCAACCAGGAAAUCACCAUUUGAGCUUGUCUAUGGACAAAACCCAGUCAUGAACCCGUCCAACGUACCAGCCAACGUUCCAGAAGCAGACGCGGUAGCAGAUACACUAGCCCGGGAGUGGAAAGAAGCGGAAUCAGCCCUCCAAAUGAGUAAGGAACGUAUGACCAGGAGUCAAGGAGUAAUACCAGAGUUUUCAAUAGGCGAAAAAGUCUGGCUGGAUGGAAAGAACGUGGACCUUAGAACCAAUUCAAAUAAGCUGGACCCAAAACGCCUUGGUCCCUUCAAGGUCAUAGAAAAAAUCUCCAGUCACGCCUACCGCCUGAAACUGCCAGAGACUCUAAAAAUCCAUGACGUAUUCUAUGUUGGGUUACUAUCAAAAAGCCACGAGUCACCCAGUCAACCAUUCCCAGAACAACCUCCCCCUGAGACAAUAGAAGGGGAAGAAGAAUACGAAGUUGAACAAAUCAUUGACUCUAAACGCCAACGGGGAAAAUGGUUCUAUUUGAUAAAAUGGAAAGGAUACGGCCCGGAGGACAUUUCAUGGGAACCAGAGGAGCUAUUGGAGCAUAGCCAAGAAGAGAUCAAGCGCUUCAACCAAGCAAGACUCAGAAAGGCUUGUGACGCCGCCAAGAGCCUUUAA
Molecule: messenger RNA, 3291 nt
Organism: Rhizoctonia solani
Lineage: Eukaryota; Fungi; Basidiomycota; Agaricomycetes; Cantharellales; Ceratobasidiaceae
Product: Retrotransposable element Tf2 protein
Exons: 1
Coding region: 1-3291 (1096 amino acids)
Biological process (GO): DNA integration
Molecular function (GO): nucleic acid binding
Source: RefSeq, a predicted model, not a curated record